GCAGCGGCGCAGGGGGCGGUGGCUACGAGGGGGCUGUGGAGCAGGCGGAAGAGGCGUCUGUGCCGGCGGCUAGGUCGCAGAGAAACAUCGUUGGGAUCAGCGACUAUCAUCUGUUCCACAAGAUGAGUAACAGCCACCCUCUUCGCCCCUUUGCUGCAGUGGGGGAAAUUGAUCAUGUGCACAUUUUGUCUGAACAUAUUGGUGCCUUGUUGAUUGGGGAAGAAUAUGGUGAUGUCACAUUUGUGGUGGAAAAGAAACGUUUUCCUGCCCACAGGGUCAUUUUAGCAGCCAGGUGCCACUAUUUUCGAGCACUACUGUAUGGUGGAAUGCGAGAGUCUCAACCUGAAGCAGAAAUCCCUCUCCAAGACACCACGGCGGAAGCAUUCACAAUGCUACUCAAAUACAUCUACACUGGGCGGGCAACGCUGACAGAUGAGAAGGAGGAGGUGCUGCUGGACUUUUUGAGCUUAGCUCAUAAAUAUGGAUUUCCAGAGCUGGAGGAUUCUACCUCUGAGUAUCUCUGUACCAUACUUAACAUUCAGAAUGUCUGUAUGACUUUUGAUGUUGCCAGUCUCUACUCGCUUCCCAAGUUAACUUGUAUGUGCUGCAUGUUUAUGGACAGGAAUGCUCAGGAGGUGCUAUCAAGUGAAGGUUUCCUCUCCCUUUCCAAGACAGCACUUUUAAACAUUGUAUUAAGAGAUUCAUUUGCAGCUCCUGAAAAAGAUAUUUUCCUAGCUUUGUUAAACUGGUGUAAACACAAUUCAAAGGAGAAUCAUGCUGAAAUCAUGCAGGCUGUGCGUUUACCUCUGAUGAGCCUCACUGAACUUCUGAAUGUUGUGAGGCCUUCUGGACUCCUGUCUCCUGAUGCCAUUCUGGAUGCUAUUAAAGUACGAUCAGAGAGCCGGGAUAUGGACCUCAAUUAUAGAGGCAUGCUCAUACCAGAAGAAAAUAUUGCAACUAUGAAGUAUGGAGCCCAGGUUGUAAAAGGAGAGCUGAAGUCUGCCUUAUUAGAUGGUGAUACUCAAAAUUAUGAUUUGGAUCAUGGAUUUUCCAGGCACCCAAUUGAUGAUGACUGCCGUUCAGGCAUUGAAAUCAAGCUAGGUCAGCCAUCCAUUAUCAAUCACAUACGGUUACUCCUCUGGGACCGGGAUAGCCGGUCUUACUCAUACUUCAUUGAAGUAUCAAUGGAUGAACUGGAUUGGAUCAGAGUGAUAGAUCAUUCUCAGUAUCUGUGUCGUUCUUGGCAAAAAUUAUAUUUUCCAGCCCGUGUCUGCAGGUUAGUUCUUGUGGUUAAGAUGAUUUUGAUUUGUAUUACUAUAUAGGAAGAUUUGGAUUUUGGGAAGCAGACUGUGUCUUUUAUCUCAUGCAAGAAGAGUUUUUCAGGUUGUCAAACUACCAAACACAUCCAAAGUAAAAAACUUAGGGCAAAUAUGGACAAUUACAUGUCUUAAUAUUUAGAGCUUCUUGUGGAACUAUUUAUCCAAAAUGUUUUAUACCGUAUAUUUGUAAUAGAAAUGUGAAUGAAUAAGAAAGGACACUUGAGAAGUAGAAAUGCUUUUAAAACUCCAUGCUAUACAUUGAAAGCAGAAUUAUUGUUAGAAGGUAUGUUCUUCCCAUGAAAUCCACAAAAGAUGUGCCUGGAGGUUUUCCUGGCAAUGCUCAGGGCCAGGGGAGGAUUUUUGGAUUCCAGUGUGCAUGUUUUUCUCUAGGACAGUGCUUAUCAAAUGAGGUUUGACAGAAUAGAUGUUUCAUGUGGAGUUGAGUUUGGGGUGAAGGAGGCUCCAGCCUCAC
Messenger RNA from Otolemur garnettii (small-eared galago), 1791 nucleotides. Its product is annotated as BTB/POZ domain-containing protein 9. Gene Ontology annotation, molecular function: protein binding. Gene Ontology annotation, biological process: modulation of chemical synaptic transmission; circadian behavior; adult locomotory behavior. Bases 123 to 1322 code for a protein of 399 amino acids. The record is from RefSeq and is a predicted model, not a curated record. The transcript is spliced from 6 exons. Lineage: Eukaryota; Metazoa; Chordata; Mammalia; Primates; Galagidae.